Molecule: messenger RNA, 1008 nt
Organism: Penicillium cinerascens
Lineage: Eukaryota; Fungi; Ascomycota; Eurotiomycetes; Eurotiales; Aspergillaceae
Product: intradiol ring-cleavage dioxygenase
Exons: 2
Coding region: 1-1008 (335 amino acids)
Biological process (GO): catechol-containing compound metabolic process
Molecular function (GO): catechol 1,2-dioxygenase activity; ferric iron binding
Source: RefSeq, a predicted model, not a curated record
AUGAGUCGCUGUGAGCCCCCACCAACGGCGAUCCCGCCAAUGAAAGACCUGACAACCGAAAACAUCACCGAAAACGUACACAUCGUCAACUCACAAUGCCGCGAUCCACGUCUACGAUACCUUCUCUCAUGCAUAGUCACCCAUCUCCACGAGUUCUGUCACGAAACACGGCUAUCUACGGAGGAAUGGCAAUCGGGGAUCCAAUUCCUGACUGAAAUUGGCCAGAUCAGUGACGACCUACGGCACGAGAUGAUUCUUCUUUCCGAUACGCUGGGCGUGAGUCUUCUAGUUGACUCGAUCAAUCAUCCACGACACGAGCCUGCGACGGAAGGCACGGUUCUGGGGCCAUUUCAUACGCACGAUGCAAAAGAGAAAGACAAUGGAGCUGUUCUGCACAAUGAUCCCGACGCGACGCAAUUGCUCGUUGUUUGCUCGGUAAAAGAUACAGAUGGGAAUCCUAUCUCGGAUGUCAAGAUUGAUGUGUGGGAAGGAGAUUCGAAGGGAUUCUACGACGUGCAGGAUCCGAACCGGACGGGUCCUGACGGGCGCGGUGUGUUGCAUUCUGAUAGAGAUGGCCACUUCUUUUUCAAAGCCAUCGUGCCCGUUCCUUAUCCUAUUCCCAUGGAUGGACCUGUGGGGAAGAUGCUUCGGGCACUUGAGCGCCAUCCGAAUCGUCCUGGACAUGUGCACUUUAUGCUUGAUAAGCCUGGCUACGACCUGUUGGUAACGGCUCUCUAUCCUCGCGGAGAUCCGUAUGAGACAUCAGACCCGGUUUUUGGAGUUAAAGAUUCUUUGAUCGUGGACUUGUCCAAGGUGACAGACCCGGCUAUGUCAUCUCAGUAUGACGUUGAGAUGGAUACUCCAUUGCUCAAAUAUGACUUUGUCCUUUUGACGGAUCAGCAAGCCCGGGAGUUGCGCAAGCAGAGGGCUAUUGAGGAGAUGCAGAAACAGAAGCGGAAUGUGGUUUGGCAUAAUGGGCUUCCCGUGCCUGCAACUGAGGGUCAAUAG